Volvox carteri f. nagariensis is the source of this 4794-nucleotide messenger RNA. RefSeq lists its product as uncharacterized. Gene Ontology annotation, molecular function: beta-N-acetylhexosaminidase activity. Gene Ontology annotation, cellular component: membrane. The coding region runs from base 1 to 4794 and encodes 1597 amino acids. Lineage: Eukaryota; Viridiplantae; Chlorophyta; Chlorophyceae; Chlamydomonadales; Volvocaceae. The transcript has 22 exons. Gene Ontology annotation, biological process: glycosaminoglycan metabolic process; carbohydrate metabolic process. The record is from RefSeq and is a predicted model, not a curated record.
AUGUCAGGGUUGGUCCUCGCGCUGGUGGCGCUUUGUGCAGGAGUUGUGACUGCAAGCGCCAGCCUAAAAACCUUUGCCGGUAUUUGGCCUCAGCCUCGGAGUCAGCGUCCUGUGGCGACGUUCUACGUCGGGCAGCAUACAGGUUCUCUCACAACGCGGCACGCAGCGACUACCGCCUACAAGGCAGCCGUGAAGCCGCCGUCUCUGGCGCGUGGACGGCAUCAAGGGAGUCGGCAGUACGGACGCACACCCGCCCUAACGUGCGCGUCACGUUUUUACAUGGUCUCCAUAUUUCCCCUGCUGGUCCUCCUCGUUGCCUUGUUUUUGCCAGGGUCAGUCCCCGACCUCUGUUUUUGCCAGGGUCAGUCCCCGACUCCUAGUUCCCCCGGUCCCAAGAUUGUGCUGCAAGUAGACAAUCAGGAUGCUCAGUUGGGCCCUGCGAUGGACGAGUCGUACCAGAUCCAGGUCCCGGGCAGGGGCUCCCGGGGCACUCGGGGCGAGGUGCUCAUUCAGGCAGCAACGCAGGUGGGUGCCGUACAUGCCUUGGAGACCCUGGCGCAGCUGGUGGUGUCGUACGACCACGUGAAGCAGCAGCAGCCGCAGCAGCAGCUGGAGGGGCCGGGGCCGUUGUGGCUGCUAGCUGGCAACAUCAGCGACUGGCCUCGUUUCACACACCGCGGCCUGCUUGUGGACACCGCGCGCCACUUCCUGCCGCUCUCCGUCCUGCACACCACUCUGGACGCCAUGGCCGCCAACAAGCUCAACGUGCUGCACUGGCACGCCACAGACGACCAGUCCUUCCCUAUGGAGGCGCUGGUGGCUUCGGAGGGCGGCGCCGUUUCGGACCUGGCGACCCGCGGGUCGUUUGGGGAUCGGAUGUUGUACUCCAGGGAGGAAGUGGCGGGGAGGCCUCGUACGCGGCGGUGGGUGCCGUACUGGGUGCUGCUGCGGCGCUGCUCCCCGAUCCGCUCCUUCACGCGGGGGGAGAUGAAGUUGACCUGGACUGCUGGCGGAGCGACCCUGCUGUACGGCAGUGGUUGGAGUCACACGGGCUUAGCAGGACGCAGCUACUCGGCCCUCAUCCGCACCUGCUGCCGCUCCCUAACCUCCCCUACUGCCGCUCACUCGCUCGUGGUUCGUCUUUUCCCCACCUGCCGUACUGCCGUACUCCCCUUGCUGGCUGCAGCGUAUUACAUGAGCCGAGUCCUGCGGGGUAUUGUCAACGGCGGUAGCGAUAGUGGUGGUGGCAGCCGCGGCCCCCCGCGUACGCCGGUGGUGUGGCAGGAGGCCUUCGACGUCGCCGGAGGCACUGGGUUGCCCCCAGGUACCAUUGUGCAGGUCUGGCAAUCCGAUGUCGGACCCGUGGGUCGGACAAAGAUUACCGCCGCCACUGGCCUUGUCGGGGGAGCGUCUCAUGGAGCAGGAGCAGCAGCGCGGGCAGCAUCUGGCGGCGAGGGUGUGGAUUUGGCCUCCUUUGAUCAUAAUCAUGGACACAUGGAUUUGGACGAUUCGGAUCCAAAUCCAUAUCUUGAUCCGUACGGUGAUUUGGGUUUGGAGGACGAGGAAGAGCUGAUGGAGCUGCUGGAGGCGGGGGAGAUUGCACAGGAGGUGGCGGCGGGCAGGCAGUUGCUGUUUAUGGAGGGGCUGCUGGGUCUCUUGAGGCGCAAGGAGGAGCCGGCGGUGGUGGCAGGAGGGGUGGGAGCCGUUCGGGGAGGCGGUGGCGGCGGCGGCGGCGGCGGCGGCUUCGAUGGUGGUGCUGAGGAGGCCGGCGGCCCACGGAAGCGGAAGAAGAUGAAAAAGAUGAAGAAGAUGAAAAAGAUGAAGAAGAUGAAGAAACGGGCGCCAGGAGGCGGAGGCAGAGGCGGAGGCGGCUUAGGUGGAGGAGUCGGCUUACGUGGCGGCGGCGGCGCCCACCACGCCGUCGGCGCCGGCUACGACGAUGCCGAUAACGACCUGUACCGCCGGCUCCGACUUGGCCGUCGGCUGAGGUACUACCAGGGCAAGCACGAGGAUGACGGUGUCGAGUACUUGCAGCCCUACCUGCAUCCCGUUGUCCGGGGAAUCGGCCGGGGAACCCCAUCUUCGUCAUCAUCAUCAUCAUCAUCAUCAUCGCCUUCCGCCACCGCGGCAGCACAACAGCAGCAGCAGCAGCAGCAGCACCACCACCACCACCACCACCAAGAUCCGGAUCCGGAGCUCCGUUCCGAGUUGCAGAGGCUGCGUGAGGCAGUUGCGGCGGCGGAUGGGGCUCCUGGCGGCGGCAGUAGCGGCAGUAGCGCCAGCAGGCGGACCCAGGCAGAGGAGCUGGCGGCGGUGACGGCCGCGGGCUUCCAGGCUAUCCUCUCCUCCGGAUGGUACUUGGACUGGAUUAGCUGGGGUGAGGACUGGCGGCGGUUCUACUCGCAGGAGCCCCUGGGGUUCGAGGGCAGUGAGGAGCAGAAGGCGCGAGUGCUGGGGGGCGAAGCGUGCAUGUGGGGGGAGUAUGUCGACGCGACUAACCUAAUUUCCAGGACGUGGCCUCGCGCAAGUGCGGUGGCUGAGCGGUUGUGGUCGGAUGCAGCGGUGCGGGACGAGGAGGAGGCGGGGCAGCGGCUGCGAGUACAUCGUUGCAGGAUGGCGCUAAUACUCAGCGCAAGCAAGACUGGUCUCAUGGCGGGAGCGUGCUUCUUCGUUGCCUUCGGGAGCGGGGCUGCUCACGCGGCGAAACGGGCUCCUCCCCAUGCGCCUGAAAUAGCGACGGUCGCAGAGGUGGAGCAGCAGGCACCCGCCAACAUCUCAACGGGAAGUGGCAGCGCACAGAUCGCCGUGGACUGGCAGCGGCUGGCGAAGGACGUCCAGGCUUCACCGUACACAAUCCCGGUGGUAGCCGUGGUGUUCCUUGUCGCGGGCGUGAGCCUCCUGAGAGGUGGCAGUAAGAAGGAAGAAGCUGCACCGUCAACGGCGACUAGCAGCUCUGGCAGCGCAAGCGCUGUGGUUUCAUCCACAACGCCACCGACAGAGGAGGCGCCACAACCGCCGUCACCAGUUUUGGCAGCGACUCCCGAGCCGGUUCCGGAGCUGACUCCUGAAGUGGCUGCAGAGCCUGUACCGGAGCCGGAGCCGCCGGCUCCCGCAGCUCCCGCUCCGGCUUCACCGGUUGUGGUGACGGCACGGCCCAUGAUGGUGUUGGCAAAUCCCAAUAUGGCGCCCCAACCGGUAAGGCCGCCAUCACAGCCGUCCACAGCCAUCACAGCAGCAGCAGCGCCGGCGGAUCCACAGCCCUCCCCUGCGGUGGUUUCCAGCCCCCCGGCCCCUGCACCGCCAACUGUUUCUCCAAUUGCUGCGGCUCCGGAACCAGCCCCUGUGCCGGCGGCGGAAGCCUCGGCCCCUCCAUCCGACGCUGCUCCAGUGGAUACCCAACCCCCCAAGCCUGAGCCGGUGAAACCGACUGCUUCCGAGGUUGUGGUGGCCGAAUCUGUACCAGCAGCCGAACCUGCACCCGCGGAGCCUGCUCCGGAACCCGUCGUUGACAGCCGGCCCUCAGCUAAGGAGUGGAUUGCGCAGUGGCGUGUUUCUCAGCCCCCGAAGCCGGAGCCAGUCGCUGCCGUGCCCGCCUCUGCAGCAGCGGUGGUGCUGCCUGAGCUGCCUGCUUCAGAGCCGGUGGUGCCAGUACCGGAACCGAUGGUGGAUAGCCGUCCGUCGGCAAAGGAGUGGAUUGCGCAGUGGCGCGAAUCACAGCCGCAAAAGCAGCAUGAUGCUGUUCCGGUGACUGCAAUUCUUGAAGAGAUGCCGUCGCUUGCAGCAGCGACACCCGCGCCUCAGCCGGCUUCGGAGCCAGCCCUCGCUGCCCCUACUGUUGCUGCGGUUCCGGAGCCAGUCGCCGCUGCCCCUACUGUUGCUGCGGUUCCGGAGCAAGUCGCCGCUGCCCCUACUGUUGCUGCGGUUCCGGAGCCAGUCGCCGCUGCCCCUACUAUUGCUGCGGUUCCGGAGCCAGUCGCCGCUGCCCCUACUGUUGCUGCGGUUCCGGAGCAAGUCGCCGCUGCCCCUACUGUUGCUGCGGUUCCGGAGCAAGUCGCUGCCGCUUCCACCGUUGCACCGGACCCAGCGACGGGCGCUCCGGCACCAGCUUUCACCCGGGAGCGGAAGAUGAGCGCCGCAGAGCUACUGAAGCUGUCGGGCGUGCAGCCUGAAGUGCUGAGCUCCGUGGCAAAGAGCACGGCCGUCGUCAACAGCAAUGGGUACGUGAUGUUCAAAUUUGUUGAAGGCGACGAAGCCGUGACAGCGCAGCCAGUUAGCGUGUUGCAACCUCCGGCCGUGGUGCCAUCGGCGCCAGCGGCGGCGGCCGCUGCAGGCCGCAGCGGCUUCGACAGCUCCAUCAGCAACGAUGACGUCGGCGAGCCCCCGGCGCCGCCACCACCGGCCCCGUCGAAAUCCGUCGUGGCAACGGUUGCAGCGGCACGCGUUGUGCAGGGACCGCCGCCGCCGUCGGUUUCGGCGCCUGCGCCAGCUCCGUCCAGCGGCAACGCGGCUAAACUGGCGCCGGUGGCGUCUGCCACCGGUGGCAACGGCGCAGCGGCCGCGUCCAACAGUCGUCGUAGUUCUGUCUCGGCCUCGGCGUCCGCCAGCAGCGGUGCGAGCAAGGAGUCCCUGGCAGCCGCGGCUCGUGACCCCAUCGUGAUGACUGCAGCUGUGGUUGUGGGCGCGGCUCGUCAAAUGAAAGGCUUUGGAACUUUCGUUUCGGAUGGGCUGUUCCCCGCAGUGGGGGCGCUGCUAGGUGGCGGCAACAACAACAAUGGCAAACGAAACGGGCAGUAA